Messenger RNA from Camelina sativa (false flax), 4267 nucleotides. Lineage: Eukaryota; Viridiplantae; Streptophyta; Magnoliopsida; Brassicales; Brassicaceae. The record is from RefSeq and is a predicted model, not a curated record.
UAUUUUGCUAGUGAAUUAAUUUUGUUGACGUCCUUCGGCUAGUGUUAUAUGCAGUAGCAUUAUAAGACAAUAGAUUUACAAGCCUCUUUGUAAAGCUUUACGCCACAUUGUUCUCUUUCUUUGACAAAAAAACUCUGUGAUCUUAAAAUACUUAUGGGUUCUUCAUUUCUCCUUGGAUCCGGUGUUGCUGCUCUAGGUAUACUAAUUUAUAUUGGCAAUAGGAUACUCGCAGUAGACAAAAAAAGAAAGGAAAUGGCUGCUUCUUUAUCUCCUUCAUCUGGUCCACCUUCUGUGUCUCGUACAUUGACACACCAAGUCUUCUUGAGCUUCCAUGGAGUGGACGUCCGCAAAAACCUUCUCACUCACAUUUUGGGGGAGUUUCAAAGAAAGGGUAUCACACCAUUCAUUGAUAAUAAGAUGGAGAGAGGAGUCUCUAUUGGUUCUGAGCUUUUACGCGCUAUAAAACAUGCCAGGAUCACGAUUGUCAUAUUCUCGAGGAACUAUGCUUCUUCGAGUUGGUGUCUAAACGAAUUGGUGGAGGUUAUGAAGUGUAAAGAUGAGUUGGGUCAAAAAGUGAUGACCAUUUUCCAUCAAGUUAAACCAGCUGAUGUGAGGCAUCAUAGAGGAGAUUUUGGCAAGGCCUUUAAAAAAACAUGUGUUGGGAAAUCAGAGGAGGUAAAGCGGCUAUGGAGGAAAGCUUUGAGCGAUGCGGCAAAUAUACACGGGGACGGGGUGGAAUCUGACAAAUGGAAAAGUGAAGCGGAUAUGAUCGCUACCAUUGCCAUAGAUGUGUUGGGUGAGUUGCAAACAACACCCUCGAGGGAUUUUGAUGACUAUGUUGGCCUUCAAGCUCAUAUGACAAGUAUCUAUUCAUUGUUGUGCUUACACACGGAUGAAGUAAGGAUGAUAGGAAUUUGGGGUCCAUCAGGUAUUGGUAAGACUACCAUCUCCAGAGUUUUACUUAACGAACUGUCUCUCCAUCAGUUCAAACUAACUGCACGUAUAGGGGAUAUCAAGAGACGACAUUUGAAUCGACAUGAUGUGUACGAUGCGAAGAUUGAGUUACAGAAGGAGUUGUUUUGUAAACUACUCAAGCAUGAAAUUAUUGACAUUUCCCAUUUGGGUGUUACGAAAGAAAGGUUUAAGGACAAGAAAGUGCUCGUCAUUCUUGAUGAUGUGAAUGAGUUAUGGCAACUAGAGGCAACAGUGAAUUGUCCUGGAUGGUUUGGUAGUGGAAGUCGGAUUAUCAUCACAACUGAAGAUAAAAGAGUUUUGGAGAAACAUGGGAUCAAAGAUGAAGAUAUUUACAAGGUGAAUUAUCCAAAUAACGAUGACGCUCUUCAAAUAUUCUGCAUGUAUGCCUUUGAUCAGAAGUACCCACAUCAUGGCUUUGAGCAUCUUGCUGAGCAGGUUACGAAGCUUGCCAGCAAUCUCCCUUUGGCACUACAGGUUAUGGGCUCUCAUUUUAAGCAAAUGUCCAAAGAGGUGUGGAAAAUGGAACUGGAAAAUCUUAAGAAGAGUAGGCUUCACAAAGAUAUUAUGGACAUUUUGAAAUUCAGCUACGAUGCCUUAAAUGUAGAAGAGAAAGAUUUAUUCAAUGACAUAGCCUGCUUUUUCAAUGGUGAAAUGAUUAAUAGAGUGGAAGAAAUUAUUGGGGAUGGCUUCAGUCGAAGGCUUAGAGUUUUAGAGGAGAAAUCUCUCGUAUAUACAUACGGCGGAAUGGUGGAAAUGCAUACAUUGCUAGCAAAAUUGGUUAGGGAAGAGGUACAGGGAUGUACGGUAGUGGUGGAUGCUCAGAGAAUUUGCAAUGCACUCGCCUACAAUAAAGACACUCUACCCAUUAGAGGCAUAAAUUUAAAUUUAUCUGAGAUCAGACACGAACUAGAAAUAGACGAGACGGCCUUCGAAAGGAUGCUUAGUCUCGAAUACUUAAAAAUCUACAAUGAGGUUUCCGUUAAGACAAAGCUGCAUUUACGGCAAGGUCUUAAGUUUCUACCCUACAAACUUAAAUUGCUACAUUGGGAUAGAUUUCCGAUGAGAGCAAUGCCUUCUAAGUUUCAUCCUGAGUUUCUUGUUAAACUUGACAUGAAGCAGAGUAAACUUGAGAAAUUGUGGGAAGGAAAUCCGCCUCUUGGAAGUCUCAAGGAGAUCAAUCUGGCGGGAUCCAUGAACCUAAAAGAAAUUCCUAAUCUGUCAAAUGCCUCUAGUCUCAAGAGAUUGGAACUUGAUUUUUGCGAAAGUCUUGUGGAGAUCCCAUCCUCUAUUGGGAAUGCCACUAAUCUAAACAUAAUGUAUCUCACAGCUUGUUUGAGUUUGGUGAAGCUCCCAUUUUCUGUAGGGAAACUCCAUAAGCUAGAGACAUUGAGAAUGAUUGGAUGCUCAAAUCUGGAGGCUUUUCCGACCAACAUAAACUUGAACUCUCUGUCUGAUCUUACUGUCACAGCCUCAAAAUUGAAGAGGUUUCCUGAGAUUUCCACAAACAUUAGAAAAAUUGUUCUUAGUGCUACAGAGAUAGAAGAAGUUCCUUCAUCAAUCAUGUAUUGGUCCAGUCUUCAGAAGCUCGACAUGCAUCGUUGCUUUAGCCUCAAGGUGUUCCCACUUGUUCCUGAUAGCAUCGAAGAAUUGGAUUUGAGCUUUACCGGAAUAGAAGAAGUUCCUUUAUCAACCAUGCAUUUGUCCCGUCUUCGGACGCUCGAUAUGAGCUCUUGCAAUAGCCUCAAAGUGUUCCCACCUGUUCCGGACAGCAUCGAAGAAUUGGAUUUGAGCUUUACGGAUAUAGAAGAAGUUCCUCCGUCCAUCCAGAAUCUCUCACGUCUCACUAAGCUAGACAUGGUGGGAUCCAACCUAAAGGUACUUCCAACCAACAUCAACAUGGAAUCUCUCUCCAAACUUGAUCUUAGUCAAUGCACAGGAUUGCAAACGUUUCCAGAUUUUUCUACGAGCAUUGAAUAUCUCAAUCUGAGGGAUACUGCAAUAGAAGAAGUGCCUUCAUACAUUUGGUCUCGGUUUCGUCUUCUUGAACUGAACAUGAAUGAUUGCAAAAGCCUCAAGGUGUUCCCACCUUUCUCUAAUAGCGUCCAAGGGUUGGAGUUGAGGUGCAAGGAACAAUUCCCUCGAUUAUUACAACUUCACCUUAGUGGGUGCAAGAAUCUCUUAUCACUGCCCCAACUACCGGAUUCUAUCUCAAUCCUUAACGCAGCUAACUGUGAGUCGCUCGAAAGAAUACAUGGAUCUUUUAAAAAUCCGCAGAUCAGUCUCAACUUUGCCAACUGUUUCAACCUGAGUCAAGAAGCUAGAGAACUCAUCGAGAUAUCAGAUUGUAAGUUUAAGCUUUUACCUGGUGAAGAACUACCUGCACGUUUUGAUCACCAAGCAAAAGGGUAUUUCCUAACAGUCAAAUUGGAUCAGAGACCUCUUCCUUUGUUCUUGAGAUUUAAGGCUUGUCUGUUGCUGCUUCAUGGCUGCUUUUAUGACGAAACAUUUUCGUACGAUUCUGAUGUCGAUUUCUUCACGGGUGCCAAAGCGUUUUCCUGUCGCGUCUUGUACAUUCAGAAUGACAACGUUAUUGGAUCUGAAUUACGCAAGUACGAUCUACCAGCUCUGCUUGGAUCUAAGGAGCAUCUGUAUUUCUGCGAAUCUUCCAUCCCACUAAACUUUCCUGAAACAGAUCAUGUGAAUCAUAUCGAGCUUGAGUUUCAGUUCAAGGUCUCUGGUAAGUACUGGAAAAUACAACGCUGUGGUGUUUAUGAUGACAAAUCUGCAGAUUCACGAUAGGAGAAAACUUACAUGCACAGACGAAGAGAAGAAGAUGCAAUCUCAGGCUUCCGGAUGACCAAAUGUAUAAUGAUGAAGAAGACUACACAAGAGUGUCAUUUAGUGCCUAAGAAGACUAGAAUCUUACCCCGCGGGAUGCGAUGGUUCACACGUGGAGCGUCAAGAUGUGGUCAAGAUAAGUCAAGAUAAGAAGAAAUAUGACCAAGCACGUGUGAUUAAGGAUGGCGAAGUAACGGAGGGAAUCAAGUUGGUUGGCACUGUUUGUCGGCUGUGUGUCACCUUAGUAUUUGAGCACUUGUUAGCUCACGUUUUUCAUUUUACGUUUAUCUGAAUUUGUAAUCGUUUUCUCUAGAACUUUUUAGAUCUCGUUCCUCAUCGUUUGUGGGAGAACCUCCAUUGGAGACUCUUACAGGUGAGAAGAUUGAGCUGCGUUUUCCUUGAAUGUUGUAUCAAUACUAUCGGUUACAAGUUCUUAAUAAACUCUGUUUCUGUA